Messenger RNA from Caenorhabditis bovis, 1749 nucleotides. Lineage: Eukaryota; Metazoa; Nematoda; Chromadorea; Rhabditida; Rhabditidae. The record is from the annotation of a GenBank genome assembly.
AUGAACGCGGCGGCGGCGAGGAGGAGAGAAUCGCCGAUUGGAAUUGUGAAUUUUUUAUCAAAAUCGAAUUUUCCGUCGUUGAAUGCUUACAUUGCGCUGUCAUUGGUGAUCACGCUGAUCGCCACCGGAACAAUUGCCACCGCGUUCCACUCGCAACCUGAGCUUCGCACACUCAUCAAAGAGGAAUUACGGAAUCACACCCGACUAUCGAAAACGUUCGGAUUGGAUUUGGAAUAUCUGUCGACGUUGACGUCGUUUCAAGUCGUUCAUUAUGUUUUAUCAGAUUCCACACUUAUUUGGGUCGCAAUCAAUUCGUAUUUCGCGUUUCUCGCGAUCAUCUCGAAAUUGAUGAUUCGCGUGGUGUUCAAAGAGCUCUCACGCCAGGAAGAAGCGUUGGCUCGACAUGCGUUCUUCUCGUAUACAUUACUGAGUAUUGUGUAUCUUUCGGUCAUCACGGGACCACAAAAAUCGCAGCGAGUCCUCCCAUGGAUGGUGUGGACCGGAAUAUGUGGAUUCAUUUCCAAUUUGCAGUUUAUCACUUGUCAACGAUUAAGAUAUAUUUCGCCGUCAUGCGGUCAAGGCGGUUUGAAGAUGUCCUUCUUGUCGCUUGUCAUAUUCUUCAUAUCGCUGUUAAUGUCAAUUCUUGUGCUCCGAUUCCAUUCGCUCAUUUCCUGGCAACCCGCCAUACUACUUUAUAUUGAUUGCCUGUUGGCGAUUGUCCGAUCGUCGUAUAUUCUGUUCCGGUGCAUCUCAUCAUCGCGCGUGUUCUCGUUCAAUCCCGACUCGGUGCGAUAUUUCAAUUAUUGGCUCGAACUCGGCUCGAAUAUCACUUGCGAUUUUUUGCAAAUGAUCAACUACGCUCAACUAUUAUUGGUCUCGCCUGGAUUCAACCUAACUUGUCUUUUCUUCUUGUAUCACAUCAAACUUUCAUAUCAUUUGAUUGCCGAUCAACUCAGUCGCCAUCGUGGGCACAAACGAAUUUUUGCGCACAUUGAAGCCACUUAUCCUUGUGUCAAAUGCGAGAAUAGCGAUGAUCGAUGUGUUGUGUGCUGGGAGCUCCUCGGCCAAUCGCGUCGGCUUCCAUGCAGCCAUCAAUUCCACGAUUGGUGUCUGAUGUGGUGGAUGGCGCAGGAUUCGUCUUGUCCGACGUGUCGCACGGUCAUUCCGUCGCCUCUCGACGAGCCAUCAACGGCUGCUGCAGCGACUCCGGCGGCGGCGGCAGAGAGAAAUGACUCAAAUGUGACAUUCCGAUUCAACGGAGGAAAUUUCGCGUUUGUGCGCCUUCCUGCGUUCACGAUUGAGAUCUCGACGGGUCUUGGUCCGCUUUUUGGACGAGCUCCUGAACCGACUGAAGAGCAACUUCAGGCGAUGCUCGAACAGGUUCGCGAAGUUGUGCCGCAGACAUCGACCGAGCUCAUAAUGGCUGAUCUGCGAGCGUCGGGAUCCGCGCAAUCGACGAUUGAGAACAUUCUUGAGGGUCGCGUUGGUUUUGGUGGCACAAAUCAACUUUUGCCAGACGUUCUUGACUCGGAAGAGCUUGAUAGCGAAGCUGAUGGCGAAUUCGAUGAAUCGAUUGAUUCGACGAUUUCGACGCUUGAUGAUCGAGAAAGGACGUGGACGAAGGGCGAGCCGACCGAAGAAAUGACGUAUUUUGAAUUGCAACGGCAGAAAAUGAUUGAGAAAUAUCGAAAAAAAUACCUUGCAUCGAGCAAAGGCGCCGAUUUGCGAGCAAAAGGGAUUGUCGAAUAG